GAUUUGUUCCCCCCGUUACAGCCAACCAAACUGCACUAUCCAAGCCUUGACAUUGCGAAGAUGGAGGCUGUUGUGAUCUAGACCGGGAUGCAAUAGCAAGCACGAUUUACGAGUUUCAGAUACUUGUUAUGACAACAGUCCCAGCUGGUCCAGGUGGAGGAAGGAGGUGUGAAUAGAGUACAGCAGACAUCAGCAGCAUGUACUCUGAGUGGCGCUCUCUGCACCUGGUGGUGCAAAGUGACCAGGGCCACCUCAGUGUCCUGCACACGUAUCCCGCCAGCGUGGGCACAGAGGUAGCCAAUGCUGUCGUGAAGCCCCUGGGGACAGCUGUCAGCCCUGUGGCCACGGAGAACAUCCUCAAGACAGACAAGGAGGUGAAAUGGACCAUGGAGGUGCUUUGCUACGGUUUAACGCUUCCCCUAGAGGGGGACACUGUCAAGCUCUGUGUGGAUGUGUACACAGACUGGAUGAUGGCCCUGGUGUCACCCAGGGACUCCAUGCCUCAGCCUGUAGUCAAAGAGCCCAAUUUAUACGUCCAGACCAUCCUCAAGCAUCUCUACAACGUCUUUGUACCAAGGCCUGAGCAGCAUAGUUUGAACCACAUCAGGCUUUGCCAGCAGGUUCUGACUGCAGUCCAGAAACUGGCACGAGAGUCUGUUUCUAUGGUGAGGGAAACAUGGGAGGUGCUGCUGCUCUUCCUGCUUCGCAUCAACGACACACUGCUGGCCCCGCCCACUAUUGGAGUUGGCGUGGCAGAGAAGUUGGCAGACAAGCUCAUGGCAGUGCUGUUUGAGGUGUGGCUGCUGGCAUGCGCCCGCUGCUUUCCAACACCACCCUACUGGAAGACAGCAAGGGAGAUGCUGGCCAACUGGAGACACCACCCUCCUGUGGUGGAGCAGUGGAGCAGAGUGGCCUGUGCCCUCACCUCCAGACUGCUGCGGUUCACCCACGGCCCCUCCUUCCCCCCUUUUAAAGUUCCUGACGAGGAUGCCAACCUGAUCCCAGUUGAGAUGGACAAUGACUGUGUAGCGCAGACCUGGUACCGCUUCCUCCACAUGCUCAGUAACCCGGUGGACCUAAGCAACCCGGCAAUAGUGAGCACCACCCCAAAGUUUCAGGAGCAGUUCCUCAACUCUAGCGGUAUCCCUCAUGAAGUGGUGCUGCAUCCUUGUCUGAAGCAGCUGCCUCAGAUCUUCUUCAGAGCCAUGAGGGGUGUUAGCUGCCUUGUGGAUGCCUUCCUGGGUGUCUCUGUUGAAAAGAGAGAUGUACGGGAGAGGGUGUUCUCUUUUUGUCCAGUGCUGCUCUCUCAUGGCAUAUCACGUCCCAGAGCUGACAGUGCCCCGCCCACCCCCGUCAACAGACUGAGCAUGUCCCCGCCUCCGUCUGUCAACAACACCACGCCCCCUCACAGCCGCAAGCAGCGGCAUACUGUGGUCACCAAAACCACGAGCAAGAGUUCAACAGGUAGUGGUGGACAACCAACCAAAGCGUCCCAACAGCAGCAGCAGCAGACGUCGUCCUCUCCAACCUUGCUGUCAAGCCCCAACCAGAGCAGCUGGGAGUCCCGGCCCCUGCCGGCCCCAGCCAGGCCCAAGGUCAACAGCAUCCUCAACCUGUUUGGCCAGUGGCUCUUUGACGCCGCUCUGGUCCACUGUAAGCUCCACAGUGGCCUCAGCAGAGACCCCAGCAUGACUGCCAUAGCCACUCAAGUGGGUCUGGAGUUGAGGAGGAAAGGUUCCCAGAUGUCCACAGACUCCAUGGUAUCCAACCCCAUGUUUGAUGCCAAUGAGUUCCCAGAGAGCUAUGAAGCAGGCCGAGCUGAGGCCUGUGGGACUCUCUGCCGGAUCUUCUGCAGCAAGAAAACUGGAGAAGAAAUUCUGCCUGUCUACCUGUCCAGGUUCUACAUGGUUCUCAUUCAGGGUCUACAGAUCUCUGAUUUCAUCUGUAGACCAGUCCUGGCUUCCAUCAUCCUUAACUCCUCUUCCCUCUUCUGCUCUGACCUGAAGGGCAUUAAUGUAGUGGUGCCAUACUUCAUAGCUGCCCUGGAGACCAUUCUACCAGACAGGGAGCUGUCAAAGUUCAAGAUGUAUGUAAAUCCUACCGAUCUGAGGAGAGCCUCCAUCAACAUCCUUCUAGCCAUGCUGCCUCUGCCACACCACUUCGGCAACAUCAAAUCAGAGGUUCUGCUGGAGGGGAAGUUCAGUGAGGAAGAUGGAUCUCCUCAUGACCAGCCUGUGUCCUUCCUGUCCCUGCGGCUCCGUCUAGUCAACGUCCUGAUCGGAGCCCUGCAGACUGAGACUGACCCAACUAAUACACAGCUCAUCCUUGGUGCAAUGCUCAAUAUCGUCCAAGACUCAGCACUGUUGGAGUCUAUAGGUGCACAAACCGAAACAGGCAGUAUAGAUGGGAGUCACAUGACAGUGAGGAGCCAGAGCCACAGCCGCACCAGCAGUGGCAUUAGUUUCACCAGUGGGGGCAGCACUGAGGCUACCAGCCCAGACUCUGAGCGUCCCGCUCAGGCUCUGCUUCGAGACUAUGCUCUUCCAGAUACAGCGGCAGGCCUGUUGGUACGCAGCAUCCACCUGGUCACCCAGAGGCUCAACUCCCAGUGGAGGCAGGACAUGAGCAUUUCACUAGCUGCCCUGGAGCUGCUGGCUGGGCUGGCCAAGGUAAAGGCCCAGGUAGACUCGGCAGACCGUAAACGUGCUGUCAGCUCUAUAUGUGGUUAUAUUGUUUACCAGUGUAGCCGCCCAGCUCCUCUUCAAUCCAGAGACCUCCACUCCAUGAUUGUAGCUGCCUUCCAGUUUCUGUGUGUGUGGCUCACAGAACAUCCUGAUAUGCUGGAUGAGAAGGACUGUCUGGUAGAAGUCUUGGAGAUUGUGGAGCUGGGGAUUUCUGGUAGCAAGUCUCGGCAGGAACAGGAAGUCCGACAUAAAGGGGAGAAGGAGCACAACCCAGCCUCUAUGAGGGUGAAGGACGCUGCUGAGGCAACUCUGUCCUGUAUCAUGCAGGUGUUGGGGGCCUUCCCCUCUCCCAGCGGGCCAGCCUCCACCUGCAGCCUGCUGAAUGAAGACACCCUGAUCCGAUAUGCCAGACUCAGCGCCACAGGAGCCAGCAACUUCCGCUACUUUGUCCUGGAUAACUCUGUAAUCCUGGCCAUGCUGGAGCAGCCCCUUGGCAAUGAGCAGAACCCCAGUCCAUCAGUCACGGUUCUGAUUCGAGGGACAGCUGGUAGGCAUGCCUGGACCAUGCAGCUUUUCCACCAACCCAGAGGAGCUCGCGCCAAUCAGAGGCAGGUGUUUGUUCCUGAGAGCCGUCCGGCGCCCAACAAUGACGUGGGUAUCAAGUACAACGUCAAACAGAGGCCUUUCCCUGAAGAAGUGGACAAAAUCCCCCUUGUCAAAGCUGAUGUCAGCAUCCCUGACCUGGAUGACAUUGUCAAUAAGGAGGUGUGUUGUAUGGGCUGGCAGACUGACAUGAGAGCUACAAAUACACUGAAGUGUAAUGACCCACAUCUGGAGGUUCAGCAUGACAGACUUCGUAGCAUGAUGACCAAGCAGAUAGAGUAUGAGAACACCCUGGAGCGCCACAGCGAGGACCUGUGGAGGUCUAAGCCUUUCCCCGACCCCCAGACAGACUGCAAGCCCCCUCCGCCCUCCCAGGAGUUCCAGACAGCACGCCUCUUCCUCUCUCACUUUGGCUUUCUGUCCCUGGAGGCACUGAAGGAACCAAACAACAGUCGUCUACCUCCUCAUCUGAUUGGCCUGGAGUCGUCCUUGCCAGGAUUCUUUGAUGACAUCAGCUACUUGGACCUGCUACCUUGCCGACCAUUUGAUACUGUCUUUAUUUUCUAUGUAAGGGCUGGACAGAAAAGCAGCCAUGAGAUCCUGAGGAACGUGGAGUCGUCAACCAGCGUCCAGCCCCACUUCUUGGAGUUCCUGCUGUCCCUGGGCUGGCCCGUGGACGUGGGACGCCACCCUGGAUGGACAGGACACCUGGACACCAGCUGGUCCCUUAACUCCUGUUCUGACAGCAAUGAUGCACAACAAACAGAAGAGGCAGCUACUCCAGAGGACACAGGAGGUUCAGUGUUCAACGGGGAGAAGAAAGUUUUGUACUAUGCUGACGCUCUGACCGAGGUUGCCUUCGUUGUUCCAUCUUUAACUGAAAACUCCGAGGAAUCGUCUGUGCACAGUGACUCCACAGUGGAGGCUGACACCAACGCAGACCUCAUGCCUAGUUUAUUGAAACAACCCAAUCUCACACUGGAGCUGUUCCCCAACCACUCUGACAACCUGGAGUCUGCCAAAAAGCUGAGUCCUUUGGUGAAAACCAAGAGGUCAUCCACAGGAAAGUCGUUUCCUCUGCUGGGUCCUGAGACAAAAGUGUUUGUGGUCUGGGUGGAACGCUUCGAUGAUAUCGAGAACUUCCCGCUGUCUGAUCUCCUGGCGGAAACCAGCACGGGCUUGGAGGCCAGCAUGAGCAAUAGCGCUUCCUGCAGGUCAGGGUUACUAGAGAAGGAUGUCCCGCUGAUCUUCAUCCACCCUCUGAAGACAGGCUUGUUCAGGAUUCGGCUGCAUGGAGCUGUGGGCAAAUUCAGCAUGGUGAUUCCCCUGGUGGAUGGCAUGGUGGUCAGCCGCAGGGCGCUAGGGUUUCUCGUGCGUCAGACGGUCAUAAACGUGUGCCGAAGGAAGCGCCUGGAAAGCGACUUGUACAACCCGCCUCACGUCCGUCGGAAGCAGAAGAUCACCGAGAUCGUCCAACGCUACCGCAACAAGCAACUGGAGCCCGAGUUUUACACCUCGCUGUUUCACGAGGUGGGGGAGGGAAGACUUCACCUCUGACCCCCCGUCUUGUCCUAACACUGGCUCACAAGUGCACACAGGAACACCCACCCACAUACAUUCUCCUGCACACAUAUAGAACAUUUACAUACACACACACAAACAAACACACACACACACACACACACGCACAGAAUCUCUAUAUUUAUACUGUACUGUUUUGUUAUUUAUAUCAACACAUAUAUUAACACUGUCUGCCAUUGACUCAGAGAGCAAAGUGUCAAAAACCAUGCCACGGUGCAAAAAGCUAAAUUUCUACAUUGGCUCAGCCACCCAUUGAAGCUUUGGAUGGCUGAAUUUCAGCAGUGACUGUCUAUCCUCGUUUAGGUUCACGCUUUGUGGCACGGGAUUCUGCUUCUCUUUAAUUGCAAUAGAACAGUUGACCUGUUGGCCUUUCUGACAUGGUAAAAAAAAAAAAACAAGUUACAUUUGGCCUUGAAAUCCUGUGAUAACAGUGAAUUUUAUCAUGGUUAAGUAAUGCAGGGAGUUGUAUCUAAAACCAGAUUCACACAUCUGUUUAACAAAACAGGCAGAUGGUAAGCAGAUAAAUUGGGUAGCAUCAUAAAAACAUAAGAAACAUGUUUGUUAUUGCAGCUGCUUUAAGGUAGAUGGCUUCAGUGGAGUGGAGAAAAUGAUUGACAGCAUAAACCAACUGUCACAUUUUACAGCAAGUUGUCUUCUACACCCAGACACCUGUCCCAAGUCUUCCUUGUGGGAUAAUAGAGUUGGCCAUUGCGGCAACAGACUGAGCACACAGAUACUUGUGAAAUAUUUUUUGUCUGAUUUUCCAGCUGAUUUAUAGGACUCUUGUGUUGUUUUACUGUGUGCCGAUGUGAUCUUGACACCUGAGAUGUCACUGUGCCAGUCUGAAAGUCAUCCCAUCUCACUACAGCCACUACAGUGUGUGUUUGUGUGUGUAUGUAUGUAUGUGUGCGCGUGUAUGCGUGUGUGUUUGUAUGCGUGUGUGUGUAUGUGUGUGCGCGUGUGCGCGUGCGCGUAUAUGCUUGUUAAGCUAGUCAAAAUCAUUGACACUACAGGGAGUCACAGGGACUCCUCAGAAUCGUAUGAAAAACAAAUUGGUCACUUUUAACGAAUCGUACGUUACUACACCUCUGAACGUUUCAAUCUCCUGAUCACCUUAGAAGUUCUAUACUCUUGAGACUUGCUAACGUUUAGGUUUCCCGAUUGAAAGAGCAGUUACAGAACUCAUGGGCUACUGCUUGGUUUUUGCAGGGCUGAGGUGAUUUGAUCACAGUGGCAUUUUAACUUUUGAGUCAGUUUUCUGCCAAGACCCAACACAACCACAGCAUCCUGCAUUUCCAAACAAUUUUUGGCUAAUCAAAACUGUCAUUUUUAAUUCUGAACCUGGAAAGAGAAUAUUAGUCCAUCAAAAUGAUUCAGUUUGAAUAACAGGAAUUUGGUGAGCAAAAUUUUUUGGUAGCUUUUUGCUUCACUAUUAGUUUGGCCCAUUUUUGUUCUCUCACUGUAUUUUGGUUUCAACGCAAGCCCUUUUACUGUCUGCCUGUAACAAUGUGAAUUUAUUUAUCACAGAGAUGGAACAGGACAAACACCUCUAGUUUCUUCGUUAUAUUGAAAAGUCUUAAUGCACUGAGCACAUUUUUCAUUUAUUUUCUAUUCCAUUUGGUUACCUUACAUGUCGUUUUGUACUUGUCUGCAUUUUGAAUGAAAACCCUGCUGAAGGAAGAGUUUUAUCUUGUGAAAUAUGAAUGAAGAGGAGGCAUUGUCAAUACGUUUUUAACCUGUCAUGUCUAAUCCAUUGUGUGACUCACUUUUUAAUGACCGUGCUUUGUGCACAUGCCUUUUUUGAAGGAAAAGUACAUUAAAUAUGCUUCAAAGAAACUGCAUACAAUCAGUCAUGCAUUGUAUUCUAAAUUACUCAUUUGAUGUUUGGUCAUAUUUAAGGAUUUGCCAUGUACAGAAACGGAGGAUGAUAUGUAAAUAUAUGAUAGUGUAAGGCAUAUACAAGUUGUCUGUUGCAUUCCUCGGUUGAAAUGGCAAGUUAUGUAUGUAUGCAAUGUGUGGGAGCGUCACAAUGGGUAUUGAAUGUAACAUGCAUCAAUUAAAACUCUUAAUGACCUUUUAA
This is a messenger RNA of Myripristis murdjan (pinecone soldierfish), 6948 nucleotides long. RefSeq names its product Ral GTPase activating protein non-catalytic subunit beta (gene ralgapb). The record is from RefSeq and is a predicted model, not a curated record. Gene Ontology annotation, biological process: regulation of small GTPase mediated signal transduction; activation of GTPase activity. The transcript is spliced from 32 exons. NCBI's taxonomy places the organism in Eukaryota, Metazoa, Chordata, Actinopteri, Holocentriformes, Holocentridae. Gene Ontology annotation, molecular function: GTPase activator activity. The coding region runs from base 198 to 4844 and encodes 1548 amino acids.